AUUUCUGUUUUGGGAUCAAUGACUGGUGUAUACAAGACUGAAGUCAUAACAGUGAUGACACCCAUGCUUAAUUCAUUGCUGGAACAAUUUUCUGUAAUUUUACAACCUCCAGUACAGCCUGAAGAUCCUGAUGACUGGGGCAUUAGGAUGGAGGUACUAAAAUGUUUGCUCCAGCUAGUGCAGAAUUUUCCGAGCCUGUUGAAAGCCCAAUUUUCCAUCAUUGUUGCACCUUUAUGGCAGAUGGUUGUUUCCUCUCUCAAAGUAUAUCAGCUAGCAGCAAUCCAAGGUAGCGAGGAUCCUCAUUCAGGAACAUAUGAUUCUGAUGGUGCUGAAAAAAGUCUCGAGUCAUUUGUUAUUCAGUUAUUUGAGCUCUUGUUGACUAUUGUGGGCAACUCCAAGUUUGCAAAGGUUUUUGCUACGAGGAUUAAUGAACUGGCGUAUUAUACUAUUGCCUUUCUUCAGAUCACAGAAGAACAACUUCAUCCCUUGACAAUGAUACUUAAAAAUGCUCCUAUUGAUCUAGUGAAAGCUGUAUUUGAGAUUUGCUUCCAUCCCGCCGUUCAAAUUCUUCUUGAAUCUCACGAUCAUGGUGAGAUGCAGAAUGCAACAGAAUGUUUGGCUACUUUUCUUUCUGCUGGAAAGCAAGACUUACUUGGCUGGGGUGGCGAUCCAGGCUUGACGAUGAAAAGAUUGUUGGAUGCUUCCUAUAGGUAGAUUUUGGUU
Molecule: messenger RNA, 723 nt
Organism: Dioscorea cayenensis subsp. rotundata (Guinea yam)
Lineage: Eukaryota; Viridiplantae; Streptophyta; Magnoliopsida; Dioscoreales; Dioscoreaceae
Product: importin-9-like
Exons: 9
Biological process (GO): protein import into nucleus
Cellular component (GO): nuclear envelope; cytosol
Source: RefSeq, a predicted model, not a curated record